This is a messenger RNA of Schistocerca gregaria, 2443 nucleotides long. RefSeq lists its product as uncharacterized. The transcript has 11 exons. Bases 124 to 1389 code for a protein of 421 amino acids. The record is from RefSeq and is a predicted model, not a curated record. NCBI's taxonomy places the organism in Eukaryota, Metazoa, Arthropoda, Insecta, Orthoptera, Acrididae. Gene Ontology annotation, molecular function: interleukin-17 receptor activity.
GACGACGGUAUCUGAGCCGGCGGCGGCGGCGGCGGCGGCGUGAGGCGUGUUUGGACGCAGACAGUGUGUGCGUAACAGCGGCAACCUCGUUCUCGCGACGCGAGAUCUCGCACGUCGUGCAGCAUGGGCCGCGUUCGUACGUGGAACAUCGCGAUUGUAGCUGCCGUCGUCUUGUUGGAAUGUGGCGGUUUUUCACAGGGUCAUCAGUGCUGGAGCGAAGUACCAGUUGAUGAUACAGACUGCACAGCUUUGAGAGAUUUCUGCUACGUCUUCCAGCCGUACCAUCACAACCACACGGCGGUGCUGGUGAUGGACCUGAGGCGGCCUAUCGCUGACCUGCUGGUGCGCCUGCGCAGCGCGGACUGCGAGUUCCACUGCGACAGGGCCGCCUCCGCGCCUUGCAACGUCACCAUCCAGGCCGCCACGCAGCCCAGCCGGGUGGUGCGGCUCGGAAAGCAUUUCGUGAAGCAGCGCUACGCAUUCCACAACAUCGUCGGAAGAUACUAUUGCGCAACGGUAUCACUGGACAGUUGCGGAAAACUUUCCGAUGUGUACGACACGUCCACUGACAGCUUUGAAGCGGUCGCGAACGCCUCGCUCAAGAGACCUGUGCGCCUGGUGCAGACUACGCAGCCUCUGGUGGCCAUCGCGAUCUCCGUGUCGCUGGCGGUCGGUGUGCUGUUCUUAGUGGCUGCCUACUGCAUCAAAACGCGGCUGUGCAGCUCUCCACUGGCGGCGCUCCUGGUGAAGCAACCCGGUGCGAGCGAGUCGACGGCGUCGCCGCUGCUGCCGUCUCCGCCGUCGGCCAUCCUCCUGCUCUACUCGCGGGACAGCGACGGCUUCACGCGGCUCAUGGAGGCCUUCCGGGAUCUGCUGGCUGCCCUCACCGGCGUCGAGGUGGUGGACCCGUUGAACGUGCGCCAGAGCUUGGCGGACGUGUUCCCCGACGGGGUGAGCUGGCUGACGCGGCAGCUGCGCCGCCAGGACGUGAAGGUGGUGGUGGUGGUGUCUGCGGGCGCGCUGGCCCGCCAGAGGGCGCUGCUCCAGGGGCAGCCUCCGGGCCGCGCCGCCGGCACCCGGCCGCACCCUCUCGACCACCUCUUCUCACACGCGCUGCGAAUCAUGCAGGACGACUACAAGAUCGGGGGAGACUACGACCGGGUGUACAAAGUCAGGUUUGACGACAUCACACCAACAACAGAAACACUGUCUCACAUUGUCCCUUUGAAGGACUACCGUCUGGUGAGGCACUUGGGUCGUCUGGUUCAUGAAUUAAGAGGGGAGACACAUCCACCAGAUGCCGAUGACAUCACCUAUAGUCAGGAGCUACUGAACGACCGCCCUGAAGCAGACAACCUGUUCACGAUACUGCGGGAGCUGACAGUGUGACAGGAGGUCGACACAACAGCCUCAGCCAAAGUGUAUUCCGUUCCUGGUGCUCGGCAACCUCCCUGCACUGCGACACAGCUGGUGGUGGUGCAUCAGUCGUCUGUAGGAUCUCACAUCGAGUCCCACUGUUGGACUUCAGACAUCGAGCAUGACACGCACAUUGCUCUGGCCCUACGUUCAUAAACCACUGCUUCCUGAACCCCGUAUCUGUGUCAACUCGAGGUGUGAAGGAGAGUGAGUCCCUUCAUUUACCUUGAUAUUUUUCAUACAAUUAUGUACAUACAGAUAUGUUCUGAGCAACUACUAUCAACUUAUUUCUGAUUGAACUCUCAGACACUUAUCUUUAAGUUACUGAGUUUCAUUUGUGUUCAAUCAAUUUCGUACCUGAUAAAAUAUGUAACUGCUUCUCCUUCCGAUGUUCAUAAGUGUUAUUUUUUCUAUCAUGAUGCUGUAAAUGAUUAAUUCAUGACACGUGCAUUUGUUUAUUAUGCAACACUGUUUUAUAUAGUUGACAUCUCAUUUACGAAGCCUCAGUCACUCGUUUUGUAUAUAGUGCAAAUAUUUAUGUUGUUUGUUAGCCAUUUAAUUUAAUUUAUUGUAGCCACUAAAAUAAUUACAUUGCAAACUUUUCAUGUAGAAUGAUCUCAUCCACAUUACGUACAUUUGAAUACUUUUUAAAUAUAUGUACUACAUUUUUAAAGAAAUUCUGUCUGUCAAUUUUAUUUUGCUGAGAUUCAUUUGGUUCUAAGUACAGCUGCAGCAUGAAAAUACUGAACAGAUAGUAAUUACAAGAAAUAUUGCACCUUGGACUGCUGAAUCAAAGUUAAGAACCUUAAAAACAAGUUAUACCUUAAUUGACCUUGAAAGGAGUAAUUUAACAUAAUCUAAAGUAAUCUAUGGAUUACAAAGGUUGACUGAAAAAUUUGGCUACAGCUUAUUAUAUAAAUGAGACUGAAGGAAAGGGAAUACACUUCAGAGGUAAAAAAUAUUAUGCUGCACAAAAGAUUUAUUAAUAACUAAGUAACCAAUAGACUGCCUUCUUGCAAAAGUUUAU